This is a messenger RNA of Parascedosporium putredinis, 990 nucleotides long. Lineage: Eukaryota; Fungi; Ascomycota; Sordariomycetes; Microascales; Microascaceae. The record is from the annotation of a GenBank genome assembly.
AUGGUUCGACCGGACCCGGCUUCGCGCUGGCUGGCGCGGAGCGUCACGCCGCUGGGUGGCCGAUGCGAUCGCGGACUCUCUCUAAUCGCCGAUUCCCUGCCCAACAGGCCCAAGAGGGCAACGGCACCUAGAUUCGCAACCAAGGUGCCCUCGACAUCACGGAGUGCGUCGACAGCUAGCGGAGCGCCGAGGCCGCGGCCGCGGACGGCCCUCUUCUUUCCCGGUGUUCAGAAAGUAGGCAUGCUCACGCCAUGGCUUGAAGCCUUCCCUGCCACUACAAAACCUCUCGUCGAACAGAUUGACCACUGGAUGGGUUACAAACUAUCAGAAAUAAUACAAAGCGGAACGAAUAAAACCCUGACGGCCACGUCGAACGCUCAGCCUGCCAUUAUGGCCACCUCGAUCCUUAUCCUCCAAGUCCUUGAGAAAGAGUUCGGCUUUGAUAUACCCACGCGGGUUGACGUAACGCUCGGCCACUCCCUUGGCGAGUUCGCGGCGCUUGUAGCUGGGAGGUACAUGGAGUUCGAAGACAGUCUAUAUGUCUGCACCAAGCGCGCCAUCGCCAUGGAAAAGGCGACGCAAAAUGCAAAGGAGAGAUUUGGCGGCGAGUAUGGCAUGGUCGCUAUCGUGACGGAACCGGAGUAUCUUCUUGGCCUCAUCGACGCCGUGAACGACUUUCAACGUCACAGCUCGACCUUUGGAAGCAAGCAAGAGGUUCAGGAGCUGUUAGCCAGGCAGACUGUGGAGACGGUGAGGUGGUGGGACAGCAUUAAGUAUCUAGACCAAGAGUCGCGCGUGCGACGAUGGAUCGGCAUCGGCCCCGGGAAAGUGGGCAGGAACUUGGUUGGUAAAGAGGUGGGCUUGCGAGGCAAGGACGUCGUCAAGGGUGCUGGUGUCUGGGCCAUAACAGCGCCAGAAGACAUUGAAGAGGUUUUGCGAGGCCUAGAGGAAACGGAAGGUGUUCUAGAGGAUCCAGAGGAAGAGAGCUAG